AUGGAAGUGAGCAUGGCCCUUUGGGCAGGAUUAUGGGCCAUUCUCCUACAAUUGGCCCUCUUGCUGUUUUUCUCUCCACCUCCAGGCCGCUGCCAAGGUGACAGGCCCCGCCUGCAAUUCACCCAGCCACUGUACCAUGCAUCAGUCUAUGAGAACUCAGCCGCCCGCACCUAUGCCGCCAGCCAGGUGCGCAUGGGUAUUCCUCUCCAGCAACACUCAUGGGAGGUUAAGUAUCGCAUCACGUCCGGGGACGAGGAGGGAUUCUUCAAGGCUGAGGAAUAUACUCUGGGGGAUUUCUGUUUCCUAAGGAUUCGAACCAAAGGGGGAAAUGCUGCCAUCUUGAACCGUGAAGUUCAGGAUAACUACAUGUUGACAGUGAAAGCUUCCAUUAAGGGUGAUACACUAGAAGCUUGGACUAAAGUUAGUGUGCAAGUCUUGGAUAUGAAUGACCUCCGGCCCCUUUUCUCCCCUACCACAUAUUCGGUUACCAUAGCGGAAAGCACACCACUACGCACCAGCAUAGCCCAAGUUACUGCCACAGAUGCUGACAUUGGUUCAAAUGGAGAGUUCUAUUACUUUUUUAAGGAACGAAUGGAGCUAUUCGCUGUGCACCCAACUAGCGGAGUUGUUACGCUGAGUGGAAAACUAGACGUCGAUUCUCAGAGCCGCUAUGAUUUGGAGAUCCAGGCUGUGGAUCGGGGAAUGAAGCUUUAUGGGAAUAAUGGUGUAAGUAGUACAGCCAAACUAUUUGUUCAUGUAGAAAAGAUUAAUGAGCAUGCACCUACACUGAGCAUUGUUACAUUAGCACCUGUAUGGGCUGAGAAGUCCCCUGUCGUUGCCGUGAUUGCCGUAGAGGAUGCUGACGAAGGCGUAAAUGGAGAAAUCGAGAUGGUGAGCAUUGUAGCUGGAGAUCUUCUUGAGCUCUUUAGCAUUAAAAGAACAGAGAGGCAAAGUGAGGAAAUCAUUGAGAAGGAAGGAAGUCGUGAAGGAUCGAACGAGUUUAUCCUUCGUGCAACAGAGCAGUUAGACUGGGACAGAUAUCCAUUUGGACUGAACCUCACCUUGCAGGCUCGGGAUCGUGGAAUGCCACAGAAGUUCUCUGCUGUGCACGUGUUGCAUUUACGACUGUCACGACCAGCCCUUGCAGAGGUCGUAUUUCAGAAGAAUGAAUAUGAAGUCCUCUUGAGCGAGGUUGCCCCACCAGGUACGGUUGUAGAGGCUGUGAAACUCCAACCGGAGCCAGACGAUGCUGAGUACAUCCUUACACCUUCUGCAGAUUCAGUAUUCUUCAGUAUCAACACCAUGACUGGGGUAAUCAGCACAGCACAUUGGCUUACCCAACUCACACAGGAAGUAUUUGAGCUGGAGGUCUUGGAAGUAGACAGCAACCUUAGGGUCAAGGUUAGGGUUGUUCUUGAGGAUGCCAAUGACAAUGCACCUUCAUUUGCUCAACAGUCUUACGAGGUAUUUGUCAAUGAAAGUGUUGCCGUAAGCACUACUAUUGUUUUUGUGACGGCUUCUGAUGGUGACCAUGGGGAAAACGGGUACAUCACAUACAGCAUGGCAAGCUUGACACCAUUACCCUUCAGUGUGCAACAGUUCACUGGUGCAGUCUUUACAACACAGGAACUGGACUUUGAGUCGUCUCCUGAGAGAUUCAGUUUUGUGGUUCGUGCUUCCGACUGGGGCUCCCCUUACAGGCGUGAAAGUGAAGUCAACGUCACUGUGCAUCUAGAGAAUGUUAAUGAUAACAAGCCCCUGUUUGAGAAAGUAGCCUGUGUAGGCAUAAUCUCUCGAGACCUUCCGGUUGGUGAGGUCAUUACCACCAUGUCUGCCAUAGACAUUGACGAACUUGAACUGGUCAAGUACAAGAUUCUCUCAGGGAACGAACAAGGGUACUUUGAUUUAAAUCCCGAUUCUGGGGUCAUGACCUUGCAGCGCUCCCUCACCACUGCGGCACCCAAAAACUCCUUUAGUCUAAAAAUAACUGCCACAGAUGGAGAAUGUUUCUCCGAUCCCAUGUUUGUGAAUAUAUCUGUAGUGCAAGGGAAGUUGCCACCCAAGAGCUUUAGUUGUACUGAGACCAGAGUUGCCCAAAGGCUGGCUGAGAAGCUUCUGAAGAAAGCCAAAGCUAACAAACCCAAAAUAGAGGAAGGCUUUAUCGACCUGUUCUCUGUGAAUCGUCAUGCACCACAGUUUGACAAAUCCUUCCCAACAGACAUCACUGUGCGUGAGGAUGUAGAAGUUGCCACAAGUGUGUUUCAUGUGAAAGCCUACGAUGGCGACACAGGGUUCAAUGGACAGCUUUUAUACACAAUAGCUGAUGGUAAUACAGACAGCUGUUUUACCAUUGGAAUCUUUAGUGGCGUAAUAAGCAUCUUUCUUCCACUAGACCGUGAAAGGACUGACAGAUACCUUCUAAACAUCACACUGUAUGAUUUAGGCCAGCCACAAAGAUCCACCUGGCGGCUUCUAACGAUUUACAUAGCGGAUGCAAAUGAUAAUGCACCACAGUUUCUUCAAGAAGGUGGCUACCAGGCCCGCAUCCCAGAGAACACCCCAAUUGGUACCGAGGUGAUCCAAGUGGAAGCUACUGAUAAAGAUCAAGGUCUCAAUGGUGAGAUCCAGUAUUCCCUACUCACCAGUACAUCACAGUUUGGCAUCAACAGCUCCAAUGGGAUUGUGUAUGUAGCAGGUCAACUGGACCGUGAAUUUGUUCCAUCCUUCAUACUUAAAGUGGAAGCACGAGACAAGGCAGAGCGAGCAGCCCAGCAAUUUUCUGUAACAACUCUACAGAUUGCACUCGAAGAUGUUAACGACUGUCCACCUGCAUUUAUACCAAGUGUAGUAAGUGCCCGUGCACUUGAAGACCUCCCAGUGGGCACUGUCAUUGCUUGGUUGGACACGCAAGACCCUGACCUUGGACUUGGUGGGCAGGUGCGAUACUCACUCGCGAAUGACUAUGAUGGCCAUUUCGAGCUGGACAAGACUAGUGGUGCCAUUCGUCUAACUAAGGAACUGGAUUACGAAACUCAACAGUUCUUCAACCUAACUGUUCGGGCAAAAGACAAAGGACGACCUGUAUCGCUCCUUUCGGUUAGCUUCGUAGAACUAGAGGUGGUGGAUGUGAACGAAAACCUCUACGCACCGUAUUUCUCAAAUUUCGCUAUGAACGGAUCUGUGAAGGAAAGUUCUCGCAUUGGCACCUCUGUGCUGCAGGUGUCGGCACGGGAUGAUGACACAGGCAGGGACGGCGAGGUGCAGUAUUCCAUACGUGAUGGCAACGGUCUUGGGAGAUUCACCAUCGACGAGGAGACAGGUGUAAUCUACACUACAGAUCUGUUGGAUCGAGAGACGCAGGACUCCUAUUGGCUGACAGUGUAUGCCACAGAUCUGGGCGUGGUUCCACAAUCAGCUGCAUUACAGGUGUACAUACAGGUUGAAGAUGUCAAUGACAACGCUCCGCUCACAUCUGAACCGAUGUAUCACGCCACCAUUCCAGAAAACUCCCCGAAGGACCAGUCAGUCAUUCAGAUCCAUGCGCAGGACCCUGACGCCACAGCAUCUGAGCCCCGCCUCUCAUUCCGCAUCUCCAGCGGCAACCCGCAGAACUUCUUCAGCAUCAACUCACGCACCGGUCUGAUAACCACAACCUCUCGGAAACUGGAUCGCGAACAACAGGCUGAGCACGUACUGGAGGUGACGGUAUCAGAUGGCGGUCCCUCCCCCAGGCACACCACAGUAUGGGUGGUGAUCCAAGUAUUGGAUGUUAACGAUAACAAACCGACGUUUCCAGAGAAGGUGUAUCAGGUCCGUUUACCUGAGCGCACCCGUAAACAGCGUGGCUCUCCCAUAUACCGCGUAUUUGCCUACGACCAAGACCAGGGGGCCAAUGCUGACCUCUCCUACAGCAUCAUUGAUGGCAAUGAGGAUGGGAAGUUUGUUAUCGAUGCCAAAACUGGAGUGGUUUUGUCACCCAAGAAACAGUUCACAGCUGGAACCUAUGACAUUCUUACUGUGAAAGCAGUGGACAACGGGCGUCCUCAACGCUGGGCGACUGCUCGUUUGCAUAUCGAGUGGAUUCGCCGUCCUCCUCCCAACCCUGUGCCUCUUGCCUUCGACGAGCAACUUUACAACUUUACCGUCAUGGAGACCGACAAAGUGGCAGAUAUUGUUGGCGUGGUGUCCGCCCAGCAGCAAGGCUCCACCUCCUUGUGGUUUGACAUCACAGGUCCUCGCUCUUUCCGUGAGAUGUUCUAUAUACUCCAGACAGCUUGUGGCAGGAACUGUUCUACAGAAGGUGGUGAUGUGGACAGUAUGUUCGACGUUGAGAAAGGUGUUGGCACUGUCAUCAUCGCUAAACCUCUGGAUGCAGAGCAACGAUCAUUUUAUAACCUCACUGUGGAGGUUACCGAUGGAACUAAUGUAGCUUACACUCAGGUCCACAUUACUGUUCUGGACAACAACGACAAUGCACCCAUUUUUUCUCAGCCAACCUAUGACAUCACAAUCGCAGAGGAUAUGCCCCCGGAUACGGAGGUGGUUCAGGUGCUGGCAUCUGACCGCGAUGAGCAUCACCGUUUGACCUUUAACCUCCAGAGCAGCGUUGACCCCAGCAGCAUGCGCUUGUUUCGAAUCGACCCAAACACUGGAAUCAUCUACACAGCUCGCCAAUUGGACCACGAGAGCCGAACUCAGCACAUUCUCACCGUCAUGGUGAAAGAUCAAGAGUUCCCGUACAGACGCAGCCUUGCUCGUGUGCUGAUUGGUGUAGAAGAUGUGAAUGACCAUGCCCCUCACUUCACCAUGUUCAUGUAUGAGGGACAAGUGUAUGAGUCAGCUGCUCUGGGAUCAGCUGUUCUCAUCGUGACAGCACUCGAUAAGGACAAGGGCAAGAAUGCACAAAUCAGUUACAGCAUUGACUCAGGGAACACAGGAAACACUUUCAAAAUUGAUCCUGUUUUGGGCAUAAUCUCAGUGGCCCGUGAGCUGGACAUCUCCAACAUUGGUCACUACAUCUUGUCUGUCAAAGCGAUGGAUAACGGAUCACCUGCAUUGUCUUCAACAGCUGUCGUGCAGAUCUCUGUCACCUUGUCCGAUAAUGCUGGCCCCAAGUUUCCCCAAAAUGAAUAUCAGGCUGAGGUCCCUGAGGGCGUUGCCAUAGGAACUUCAGUCAUUACAGUGAAUGCCCUCAGUCUUUCCACACUUACCUAUGACAUUCGCCAUGGCAACGGAGACCGAACCUUCCGUAUCAACCAGUACAGUGGAGUAAUCACUAUGCAGAAAUCUCUAGACUUUGAAACUGUUUCCUCAUAUGUGCUAAUAGUCACCGCUAGCAACAUGGCAGGACAAGCGUCUAAUGCAACAAUAACUGUUACUGUGCUUGACCAAAACGACCACGCACCAGUAUUCCAACAGCUGCAUUAUCAUGGAAGUAUUAGUGAAGGGGCGGGGCUUAACAGUGUUGUGCAAAGUGACAAUGGUCAGCCGCUGGUCAUACAAGCAACAGAUGCUGACUGCAACCAUAAUGCUCUGUUGGUGUAUCAAAUAAUAGAAGAAUCUGCCAGACGCUUCUUUACUGUAGACGCCGGUACUGGCUCCAUUCGAACAAUUGCUCAGCUUGACCACGAAACCACACCCACAUUCAGUUUUCACAUUAAUGUCAGGGACAGUGGACAUCCACAGCUCUCGGCGGAGCACCCUGCAGAAGUUACGAUUGAGGUGCAAGAUGUUAACGACUGCCCACCGAAGUUUUCCCAGGAUUCUUACGAAGCUGUUCUGUUGCUACCAUCAUACGAAGGUGUAGAGGCCUUACAAGUUUUCGCAACUGACCCUGAUGGCAAUGGCCAGUCAGAGCUCACCUACUCCUUGACUGAUGGGAGCUUAGAACAUUUCAGCAUUGAGCCAAGCACAGGACUGUUGACUGUGAGAAAUAGUUCGUUUAGCAAAGAACGAUUUCGUUUUAACGUCCGCGUAUCAGACGGACGGUUUUCCAGCUCAGCUUUGGUUACCGUCUUAGUGCAUGAAGCUCUUGACAGCGGGCUUGCUUUUACACACAGUGCGUACAAUGCUAACAUUGAGGAGAACAACGGCAAUAUAACGACAGUUGCUGUGGUUACAGCGCUAGGCAACAAGCUAAAUGAGCCCCUGCGAUAUAUGUUGCUGAAUGCAGGUGGGAAAUUCCUCAUCAGGCCAACAUCUGGUGCCAUUGAGACUGUUGGAGUCCCACUAGACAGGGAAGAGAAGGAAGAGUACGGACUGCUGGUACAGGCAGGUCGCGAAGAGGAUCGUCUUCGUGUCGCAAGGGCAAUAGUCAGAGUUAGAGUCACUGACAUAAACGACAAUGCUCCCAUUUUUGUUGGAUUGCCAUACUAUGCUACUGUGCAAGUAGAAGCGGAGCCAGGGACGGCAAUAUUUCGGGUGAGAGCAGUAGACCGGGACAAAGGUCAAAACGGAGAGGUCAACUACUUUCUGCAAGACGAGCUGGGACAUUUUGAGAUGGACCGCAUAAGUGGCGAACUUCGCUUGCGGAGGGCUUUUGAAGCUGAUCUUUCUAGUGUGGAAUAUCAUGUUUUGGUCUUUGCCCGUGACAAAGGCAUGCCACCAUUGUCCACCUCAAUCACAUUCCCAGUUACCGUUGUAAACAAAGCAAUGCCAGUUUUUGACCGUCCCUUCUACUCAGUCAAAGUGAGUGAAGAUGUACCAAUAUGGACUCCAGUUCUGGGCAUUAAUGCAAGCAGCCCUGAGGGCCAGAGUGUUCUUUACACAAUCACACAUGGUGACCCAAACACACUGUUUUCCAUUGGAUUUGACACAGGGGUCAUCAGUGUUAUAGCAACACUAGAUUAUGAGACUAGCCCCGCCCACAGACUCAUCAUCAGAGCGACGGACUGCCUCACAGGUGCUAGAGCUGAAGUAGAUGUUGAAAUUAUCGUUUUGGAUGUCAACGACAGUCCUCCAGUGUUUGAGCAGCCCUCGUACAAAACUGCCAUUUCGGAGUUCGCCAUGAUUGGCACGGCAGCAUUGCAGGUGCUUGCAACAGACAGCGAUUCUGAAAAAAAUGCAGCCAUUCGGUACCAAAUCAUACCGGACCGUAACAACAGCACUGACCACUUUCACAUCGACAGUAGCAGUGGACUGAUUCUGACCGCUCGCUCUCUGGACCAUGAGACCAUCCAACACUACAUCUUCCUUGUCAAGGCAACAGAUAAUGGUUUUCCUCCACUGAGCAGCGAAGUUUGGGUAACUGUUGAUGUCACAGACACCAACGACAAUGCUCCAGUGUUCAAUCAGCUGCUCUAUGAGGCCUCCAUCAAUGAACUGGCAUCCAGGGGUCACUUUGUUACAUGCAUCCAGGCCUCUGACGCAGACCGAUCAGACGCCGAACGUUUGCAGUACGGCCUUGUGUCUGGAAAUGAAAAAAUGCUGUUUGAACUGGAUGCCUCCUCAGGCGUCCUCACCCUGAGUGGCCAACGGCGUCUACAACGCUUGCCCUCUGCCAUCACCCUGAACGUGAGCGUUUCGGAUGGCGUGUUCACGAGCACGGCGCAAGUGCACGUUCGAGUAGAACAAGCAAAUUUGCACACCCCCCAGUUCAUGCAGGGUAUAUACGAGGCAGAUGUGCGGGAAAACGCACCUGCGGGGUCAAAUGUCCUCAUGAUCAGGGCACAAGAUUCCGAUCCUGGCCCAUUUGGGGAUGUGCGGUAUGUUUUGCUCUCUGAUGCGGCUCGUGACUUGUUCAGCAUUGAUAGAAGUGGAAAAAUAACAACUCUUGAGCGUCUAGACCGAGAAGAACGAAGUGAGAUUGUGCUGUCCAUUGCAGCUGUGGAUGCUGGUGGCAGAUCUGGAUAUUGCAGCGUUCGGGUCACUGUAGUGGACGAGAAUGACAAUGCUCCACUUUUUGGUGCCUCAGAGUACCAUGCCAGUGUGCGAGCUGAGGUUGAGCCAGGUACCCUCUUGACGCAAGUUCAAGCGUGGGAUGUUGAUCAGGGAGUCAACGGACAAGUGAGCUACAGCCUGUACAGUGAAGCAAGUCUGCAGGUUACUGACCUCUUAGACAUUGACCCUGAAAGUGGCUGGGUUGUCACCAAGGGCAACUUUGCCCCUUUACGAGGGUCUGUGCUGUCCUUUUUUGUUAAGGCCUCUGAUGGAGGUGCACCUGUCAAACACUCACUUGUGUCUGUCUACAUCCAUGUCCUGCCCACCGACGCCCACAUACCAGCUUUUAGCCAACCACAAUUCUCCUUCACCGUGCCAGAGGACUUGUCCAUUGGUUCCCAACUAGGGGCGGUACAUCUACACACCUCAACUAGUCACUCUUCCUUCCCAGUAAGCUUCUCAGCUGUGAUCGGUCAGACUCCAGAGAGCAACAGCAAUGGAGUGUUUGUGGUGGAUAAAGAAAGUGGCAUGAUCAAAUUGGAUAAAGCCCUGGAUCGAGAGCUGAACCAGGUCUAUCAUUUUAAAGUUCUUGCAGUGUUGCAGCAUGGACGGUUGGACGCAGUAUCUGCUGUCGAUGUGGAGGUCAAAGUACAAGAUGUCAAUGAUAACAAACCCGUGUUUGAGUCAGACACCUAUGAGGCAUCAGUCACUGAGGGACUUUCACCUGGAACUAGUAUUCUACAAGUACGUGCUAUGGAUCCUGAUUGGGCAGCUAACGGUCAGGUGACCUAUAGUCUUGCUCCACCUGGGCUGCUUGGCUCUGCCAGUGAGGAUAUAGAAGAGCUUGGAGCAUACUUCACGAUUGACAGCAGCUCUGGUUGGAUAUCAACACUGAAGGGGCUGGACCAUGAACAGAGCCCUGCCCACAGUCUUACAGUCUGGGCGUUUGACCUUGGUGACCCCGCCAGCCAGUCAUCCUCGACGACUGUUACUAUAGAAGUGAGCGACUCCAACGACAACGUACCACAGUUCCUUCAGCUCCGUUACUAUGGCAGCGUAUGUGAAAGUGAUGCACCUGGUGAAGUUGUGGUAGUAAUAAAUACACGGGACAAUGACAGCUCACCUGGAAACCGACAGGUCACCUAUCAUAUUACAGGUGGUAACCGCGGUGGUGUGUUUGCGCUGGGACUGGUACAGGGAGAAUGGAAGCUAUAUGUUAAGCGACCGUUAGACCGAGAAGAACAAGAAUUGUACCUGAUCAACAUCACUGCAACGGACGGACUCCACGUCUCCACGGCAACCGUGGAGGUCCUGGUUACAGAUACAAAUGACAACAGUCCUGUCUGUGACCUGGCUGUGUACUCCGUGUCCAUCUCUGAAGAUGUUCCCCUGAAUGAGCAAAUCCUUCAGGUUAAAGCUACAGACGCAGACACGGGCUCAAACGCACAGAUCCAGUUCUCUCUAUUCGGCUCUGGAGCAGAAGACUUCAGCAUUCAUCCUUAUACAGGCGAGCUGAAGACAGCCGUGGCAUUGGACCGUGAAAAGGUUGCACGGUACUCUCUGGUUGCCCGGGCGACAGAUGGCGGUGGUUUAUGGUGUGAAGCUGAUGUGGUGGUGAUCCUGCUGGAUGUGAAUGACAGUCCACCACAGUUCAGCAUGCCUCAUUACACCACCAGUGUUUACGAGAACACGGCCACUAAAGCCCUGCUGACCAGAAUACAGGCCAUCGACCCCGACCUGGGUGUUAAUCGUAAGGUGGUAUAUUCCCUGGUUGACUCGGCUGAUGGUUUCUUUUCAAUUGAUAAAUCAUCUGGCAUCUUAGUUCUGGAGCAUCUGUUGGAUCGUGAGGUUAAAUCCUCUUACAAUUUAAUGGUCCGUGCGUCAGACCAGGGUGUUCCUGUUCGUCUCUCCUCUCUUGCAAAAAUAACGAUUACAGUUCUGGACAUUAAUGAUAACCCACCCGUGUUUGAGAGGAGGGACUAUCUGUCAACACUUCCUGAAGAUGUUGCCGUAGGAACGGAAGUGGUACAAGUUUACGCUGCAAGUAAAGACAUAGGUACCAACGCUGAUAUUUACUACAGCAUCCGAUCCGGAAACCAGCAAGGACAUUUCACCAUUAACGUCAACACAGGUGCCAUCUCCGUGUCUCGGCCACUAGACUUUGAAUCCUGCAAGGGCUACUUCCUUACUGUGGAAGCCACGGAUGGCGGGACUCCACCCCUCAGCGCUGUUACCAUGGUAAACAUCAACCUGACAGAUGUCAAUGACAAUGCCCCGAUGUUCAGCUGUGACACCUACAGCGUGUCCAUUAGCGAGGACGCUAACAUAGGAGACACUGUUGUUAAGGUGACAGCAGAGGAUGUCGACAGCCAGGCGAACAGCGACAUCCUCUAUUCCAUCGUCAGCGGCGACCGAGAGAAUCAGUUCUUUAUCGAGCCAAUCACAGGCCAGAUCAAAGUCAACAAGCUGCUGGAUCGAGAAACGAUGGCUGGUUACACAUUGUCAGUGAGAGCUCUUGACAGCGGCACGCCUGCCAUGUCCUCCACAGUCCAGGUCAACAUCGACAUAUCUGACGUCAACGAUAACCCGCCCACUUUCACUCCAGCUAAUCACACUGCAGUUAUACAGGAGAACAAGCCAUUGGGAACGAGUGUCCUGCAGCUGUCUGUCAUCGAUCAGGACGCCAGCCAUAAUGGCCCUCCCUUCCAUUUCAGCAUUCUUUCAGGAAAUGAAGGGGCAUUGUUUAAGCUGAAUCGGGAGGGGUUGCUGACAGCCAAUCGGAUGUUUCGUAGGUCAGAAGGCACUGAAUACAUUAUUCACGUGCAGGCCAGUGACUCAGGUAGACCGCCCUUGUCGUCGACGGCGACUGUUUUGGUGCGUGUAAUAGAGGAGAGCAUGCAUAAGCCAGUGGCAUUGCCUUUGCACAUUCACAUCGUAACCAUGGAGGAUGAGUUUCCGGGAGGUGUGAUUGGUCAGAUACACGCAACAGACCAGGACGCUUUUGAUAUACUCACCUACGGCCAUUCACACCAGCAAAGCAGCCUUUUCAAGGUGAGCCCUCAAGAUGGCCGAAUCAUCGCUCUGAGUGGACUGGAUGCGGGUCGCUACACCCUUAACGCUACUGUAACAGACGGCCGCUUCACUGUGAGCAUUCCCGUGAGUGUGCAUGUGGAGCAGGCCUCUGUCGAGAUGCUCCACGACGCCGUGACAGUCCGUUUCGAUCGCGUCUCCCCUCACGACUUUGUAUCCCGUCACCUCCCCUCAGUCCGAAGGGUUCUUUCCAGCGUCAUGGCGACGCCCCGCCCCGACGCUCUGCAUGUGCUUAGUGUACAGCCCGUGGAAUCCACCGGGCAGCUGGACCUGCUGGUUGCCGUGGAGAUGCCAAAAGGGGGAGGGUUCUACAAGGCAGCGUUCGUGACGCAGAAGCUGAGCUCGGCUCGUCGUCAGUUAGACCAGGUUUUGAGAGUGUCGGCGGUUUUGGAUAAGAACUGCUCGGGUCUGGACUGCAGGGAGGCUCGGUGUGAACAAACCAUCACGCUGGACUCACACAGUCUGCUUACAUACAGCUCCACCAAAACCAGCUUUGUGUCACCCAAGUUCCACAGGAACACACGAUGUGUGUGUAGCGAUGGGAGUUGUUCUGCAGCCUCGGAGGUUUGUGCCGAGAUGAAAUGUCCUGGGGACAUGCAGUGUGUCGGCAUGGACAGCAGCAGGGGGCCUUAUGCAUGUCAGUGUCCCCUGGGUAAACUGGGAGAGUGUGCAGGACACACCUCUCUGAGUUUCUCUGGGAAUAGUUAUAUAAAGUACAGAGUGACAGAUGCAGACAGAAGUGGAGAGAUGAAGUUAGCUCUCCGGAUCAGAACUCUGCAGAGUAAAGGAAUCAUCAUGUACACACAUGCUGACCCCUGCACUGUACUGAAGAUUGAGGAGGGAAAGCUCUGGUUCCAGUUGGAUUGUGGCAACAGUCCCAGGAGCAUUGGAAUCUCCGGCCGACCAAUAAACGAUGGAUUCUGGCAUCACGUGGCCCUAGAGUUACGAGGAAACUACAGCAGCCUGUCAUUAGAUGACACAAACGUAGAACGUCGUCUAGCUACACCUAAAUUCCGUCCUUUAGGAGCAGAUUUGUCUGUAUACUUUGGGGCGCAGGUGUUGCCUCCAGACGCCCGGAGCCUGACAGAACACAAAGGCCCGCGGGUCAGUAACGGCUUUCAGGGUUGUCUGGACUCCGUUGUUCUGAACGACAAUGAACUUCCGCUGCAGAACAAACGAAGCCCGUACGCAGAGGUGGUGGGAUUGACGGAUCUUAAACUGGGAUGCGUUCUCUAUCCCGACGCGUGUGCUGCCCAGCCCUGUCUCAAUGGCGCCACCUGCAUCAGCCUUCCAUCUGGAGGUUUUUCCUGCAGUUGCAGUGCUCUGUACACUGGAGUGCGCUGUGAGACAGAAAUCAGUGUGUGUGUGCCAAACCCGUGUCAGAAUGGCGGCAUAUGUAAACCCAUCGGAAGCGCCUUCAUCUGCAGCUGCAAGAGAGGAUAUGCAGGCGCAACUUGUGAAGAGGACGUAAAUGAGUGUGAACGCGAGCUGUGUGAGAAUGGCGGCAUGUGCGUCAACACUUUCGGCUCGUUCUACUGCAACUGCACGCUGGGUUUUGUGGGGAGUGCUUGUUCUGUUCGCCCCGUGCUGGUUCCUGAUAUGCAGGCUGGCCACGCCUAUGUGGGGAAGGAGGAGCUUAUCGGCAUCGCAGUCGUGCUCUUCCUUAUCCUCAUUCUCAUACUCCUGUUCAUCGCCUUCCGGAAGAAGGUUUUCCAGAAGAGCUAUUCGCGGAAUAACCUCUCCAUGAUUCAGGAUCCGGCUACGGCUGCCCUGUUGCACAAAGCCAACAGCGGGCAUUACCCGCUGCGCUGCGCCAUUGGAGAGCCAAUCAGCUUGUACACGGAUGGAAGUCUGACCGGCCCACCUCAGGUUCCCGUCAGACCCAUGGCGUACACGCCGUGUUUUCCCGGAGAUGCCCGGGGAACCCUUGAGAAACGGGCGGGAGAUGGCAGAGGCCUGGAGCUGACGGAAAUGAGCACUUUCCAUCCAUCGGAGUCACCACGGAUACUAGGCGGAACCAACCGAAGGGGCGUGGUCGUGUGUAGCGUUGCGCCAAAUUUGCCACCUGUGUCGCCAUGCCGGUCUGACUGUGACUCAUUACGCAAGAGCCCCUGGGAAGAGGAAGGUAAAGUGGAUUUGCUGGAGGACGUCACUUGUUUCUCAGGCAGUAACAAGGGCAGCAACUCUGAGGUCCAAUCGCUGAGCUCCUUUCAGUCCGACUCUUGUGACGAUAAUGCUUCCAUAGUGACGGUAAUACGGCUGGUCAAUGAUGCAGUCGACACGAUUGAAAACGAAGUGUCCGUUAUGGAUCAAGGUCAGAACUUCAACAGAGCGUACCACUGGGACACUUCUGACUGGCUGCCGAGCACACGCCUACCUGACAUAGAGGAAGUACCAACUUAUGAGACCAGUGAAGUGGCUGUGGCCUUAGAAUCCGAUUAUUACCUUGGCGGAUUUGACAUCGACAGCGACUACCCGCCACCUCAGGAAGAGGAGUUUAUGUCGCAAGACCAGUUGCCCCCACCCCUUCCCACUGAAGAAUACGACACCUCACUCGCCAAUCAACCCACCUCCAGGGACAGCACGCUCAGUGGAGACCGCAAGCCCCGCCCACAAUUCCACCCCAGCCAAUACCUGCCCCCGCAUCAGCUGCCACUUGGCUCCGCGGGGGAAGAGUUUAGCACUUUUUCUGGCAGGGAAGAGCAUCUGUCCGUCAACACCUCCUCAGUCUCCGAUGUUUCCUCCACUCCCUGCGGGGACUCAGAAAUUGGAGGAAGUUUGAAUAGUCUGGAGGACGCACACACACAGUUAUUUAUACAGCAGACUGAGGUGUGAUACGCACUCGGAUAUGCUUAUACACACAUAUAAACAACAUUAGGAACUAAAAACACUCUUAUUGACGUUCACAGAUGCGCUUUCAGACAUAAAAGGCUCUAAACUGUUGCAUCUGUCAGAGCUUGUAAGAACGACACAAUAAAGUGAGACCGAUGCAGCAGACAGACAGUCUGCGGACCAUUGACGCUACAGACAGACUCUCAGCUCCACCCUCUGCAUGAGCAGGAAGCAAAGCUGCCCUAGUAUAAAAGCACAGCAAGUGACAGGAAGUGAUGUCAUGGGUAGGAACCAAAAAAAGCAACAAGAAGUGUUUUAGCAAAUGGAGACCAAUGAUCUUUAGACAUGUUUCCAGAAAUCUCUUGAUAUAUUCCUUCCCGUUCUUGUCACAGAUGUUUUUGGUGUGUUUGAAAGAGAGAAAGAGAUGGAGAGUUUAACUCUGUUCCAGAACCUAGUGAGCUGCCUACCUAGACAGCAUUUUAAGACUUCAUAAGCCCUGAUGUGAAGGCUAGCAACAUUACGCUGCCUUUUAAGAUACCUCGCAUUAGCCGAAUUCUAAAGGCAGCAAAAUACUUCUAGCAAAAAAAAAAAAAAAUGAACGGAUGUGAGGUUAUUUCGAACAUAAUCUGGCCUGUUAGGUGUUUUUGAGUUUGUUGCGAUGGUUGCCAGUGUGGACUUCUAGGAAAAAUUUGGCUUCAUGCUGCCAUUGGUCCACAUCAUUUGUGGGUUUGACCUGGUGAUUCACCUACUUUGAUGCCAACGUCUGACAUCAGUCAAGAUCAAUCAGAUAAGUGCAGAGUUUCAGAGCGGGUGCAAACUUAAAGCUUUUUUAGUGUUAUAAUACUUUCUCCUAUCCCAGCUUAAUAUGCAGAUACAACUAGAAGUAAGCCAUUCAUUGGUUAAUUUCUCGAAAAUUGCAAAGACUGUCUCUGUGGUGAUAUAAAAUUCCUCGGUUUGAUUUAAGUGACCCGUUUAGACCCACCCCAACAACAUUACUCAACCAAUGGUGUGAGUUGGGGGCGGAACUAUCUCUUUGUUUGACCAGCGGCAGGUGGAGGGUGUAUUCAGAAAGCAAUUUUGAAAACAAUAGGUGUGUCUCAAUCAGCUCCCUAGUUCAGUAGUCAGGGCACUGAUCAGGGAGUCAGCCAUUUUUUUUGUAAUUAACAUUUUUUAUUAAAUCUUACAAUAAUAAAGAAAAUCAAAAACAUAUACAAACAACAUUUAAACCACACAACCACCCCUCCCCCUCCCAAUCCCCAACCCCAACCCCCAACAAAUAUCCCGUGGUCAGUCGGCCAUUUUAAGGGCUGUCUAAAUACCAAAAUUGUUCCAGUGCACUGAAACGUUCGCUCCCUACAAAAUCCCACAAUGCACCGUAAAAACCAGGGAGCAUCGUUGCUUACUAUGUUCCCUUACCGGAAACGUCGUUAUGUCUUCUAAAGUCUCUCAAGUCGUUAGAAGACAAGCACAAGUGUAAAUAUAUGAUGUCAAAGCCUUAUUUUCUAUUUAAAAGAGAUGUUUUUGUAAUGUCUUUCAUCCAUAGUUACAAUUAAAGGUAAACAAUCUUUUAAAUAUUAGAGUUGUUAAAAUUAGGUUUAAAAUACACUCCUGUAUAUUUUUAUUUCUUUAUUUAAUGUCAAUUGUCUUUCAUAAUAACAUUGUACAUUUGAAUAUCUUAAAAAAAAUGAUCGAUAGUGUCAUUUAUACAGCUGCGCUUGAAUUCGCGAGCUUGUUAUUGUAUCGCAAGUAAUUGGAACACUCGUGCCCGAAUUCAUGUUCACGAUAUACUGAUUCGCGACAUAUGGUGCUAGCGAGCUGAUUAAGACGCACCCAAUGAUUAUUUUUGCAGUUCCAUUCGGUGGCGCUAGUGUCGUAGAAAUCUGUACAAUCGUUCACAUAGAGAAAUUUUCCAAGACCAUGUCAUGUGUUUGUUUGUUUGUUUGUUUUUUUCAGAUUCAGUCUACGAAAGUCUAUAAAAUAUAAUAACAAAGGGUAACCAGAACAUAGCGCUUUAGCGCCAUGAAUGCAGAAUGUAAACAUGAUAAAUCACACAUUGACUACUGCAUACUGUACAGGGCCGGUACUUAGAUACGAUCUUUAGGGUGGCAUUUUGAUCUUGCGGGUGGAAAGUGGUUGUCUUUUCAUCGGACCAGGAGGGGGUGUCAGCAGCCCCCCCCCCCAAACCCCCACUGUAUAUGACUUUAAAUCAUCACUGAGUGGUUCAAACAGCUCCUUUUACUGAUCCCAUGUGGAAUUAGGCAUAUAGUAAAUGAUAACACAUUUUAAUGUCACAGUAGUUAAGGUAUAACAUGUAGUCUGUUGACAGGACACUCUAUCGGAUUCAGUAAUGAGUUGCAUCUCCCAUGUGCUUCACGCGAGGAGCACUAUUUGUGUGAGUUGCUGUCUAUGUAGAGCGUCCUGAAUCAGUAAAUUAUGAGGUUCCAUUCCUUAGAAGGCAGCUGCCUAUGUAUGAUAAAAGACAGCAAGGCAGCUCAAUAUGUUUUGGAUCAGAGCUUAUGUGUGCACAGGUGUUCAUGAAUAUGAAACAGUUUUAUAUAAAACAGUCAAAAAGCACACAUUUUCUGUAUCUCUCUUAAUUUGUUUUAAUGCAUCGUCUUGUUUUUGCACUAAAUUGAUGGGCAGUAUGUUGAGAUAUACAACGGCCCUCCCUCAAUAAUUAUGUCCUAAAAUAUUUAGGGUCCUGGAGUGGAAGCAGCCUCUUCCUGUUGCGUGAAUCAUUACUCUGUUUAACAGCUGACCCUAAAUAGCACUAUUUUAUUUAACUGUUCAUUGAGAUGCUGUGUUCUUGAUUGUGUUUUAAUGGAAAAUGGGCAUCGCUCUUCUGUAAUGUUAUAUCUCCCCCCUUUCAUUUAUUUUCUUGUUCAAAACAUCAUGAUUGCAUAUCAGAAAGCCAUAAGCAGAAUAUCAUUACAGGUCUCCAAGUACAGAUAUGUCUCCAUGUUCACAGGCACAUGCAAUGCAAAAAUGACACAUGGCUGUAGCGUGCAGUUCAAACCUCCUUCGAUUCUUUACCAAUCCUAAAGAAAUAAGAGAAAGCGUGAGCAGGAAAGUGAAAGCAAUAAGAGCAAGUCAGAAAGCAGGAAAUGUCAAGUCCUGAAGCUGACCAUUGAAUAUAGUCAAGGGAAGGAAAAUGUACAGAAAAGUGAAAAUCAAUAAAAUAUAAAUCAAAAUGAGAAUGAGAGCGAGAAAUGUAUGAUACUGUGGAACAACUUUGGAUUUGAAAGUAGAAUUAGUCCUGAGGGAUCACAUUGGCGUGUUUGAAGUUUUGUGCGAGUUGAUUUUCAGAGUGUGCACUGUAAUAUUAAAUGCCAUUGGGCGGAUCGUUUUUUUUAUACAAGCUGUAAUUUUGACGUAAAUUGUUGUACAGUGUAUAUAACUUCAGUUGUUCAUAUGCAGAUUUUGUAGAUAUUAAACUGCAAUCUUGGCAGGGUUUCUGCAUCCUGUGAGCGCAUUUUGACGCAGAUGAAAAGGACAAAUUAACUCACAAAAUCACAAAUUUGCAGACAUUUUUAGCAUAUAAAUGCACACACGCUUUUUGCUUGUGUAUGUUUUGUUUUGUUUUUUUAUUUGCUGCUCAGUUUUAGUCUCUGUAGAUGUUGCUCUUUACUUUCAAAAUAUCAAUUUAAUUUUUUUUUUUUUAUAUAUUGUAAUUGUAUUUCUGUUUACAAUGUUUAUAUGAAAGAAAAGGGAUUUAUAAUACUCCUGCCUGCUCUAUGAAGGGCGUCUUAUGUUUUCUUAAUUGGUUGUCAUUUGUUUGUUUGUUUCAGUUUGUUUUAAUUUAACCUUUGAUUCAUAUUGUUCUGUUGACUGUGUAAAACAGUAUUAAAACAUGCCUGUUAUAAGUGUAAAAAAAAAAAAUCUUCAGUGCUGGAUUUUUGUUUGUUUAGUUUUUGUUUGAUGUUUUUUUUUUUUUUUUUUUUUUUUAAAUCAAUGCUAAAAUAAAAAAAAGGAAUAUUGAUCAAACAGAAUUUCUGCUAUGAAGUUUUAUGUGUGUUUGUGUAAUUAAUACUUAGCUGUCUGUUUAUUUCCUGGUAAGUUUGUUUGUGUUUUAAUUAAUCUUUUUUUAAAAUAACAUGAAAUCAAAAUUGACUUGUGCAAUUUAUCAGUACAUAUUAUUCUAAAGAAAAAGCUGUGUUUUCAUCAACAUGUAGUGACUUUCUCGACCUCUUGAUACAACAUUUUUGCUGAUGUAAUCAAGGCUGUGCGGGCAGUGAGAUAUAAUAUUAAGUAAUAAUAUCGUAGCUUAACGUGUUUCCACUUUUCAUGAUCUAAUCAAAUCCUGAUGGGUAAAAUCAAGGCCCGUCCUAUACAUUUAAAUGCAUUGCAAAAACCGUCUAUAAGGAUACAUUUAAGACUGCUGUGCUUGACAUGAAUGUUGUGAUUGUUUUAAAAAUUUGACCAGAACACACCCUAAGAAAUCCCAUUUUGAGGAUUUUUACUUAUCUUGCCGGUGAAAUAACUUCAGAUGUUUGCAUUUGGGGUGUGUGAGUUUAGGAUCAAUAGUAACUCAUCAGACUUGAAGAGUCUUUCCACAGUACGAUAAAUUGGGUUUUUAAUCAGGUCUGUGUAUGUACGCAUGGGUCUGUCCAUGUGUGUGUUGUUAGUGUGUAAUAAGACCUCUCUCUUUGAAAGCUUCUUUGGCACAUUUUCUUCUCCACAGCGGUGGCAUUUCGAGAGCACACGAUGGUUCAGUUAUCCUCAAUCAUUUUAUUGUCUUUAACUUUAAGGGCCUAUUCAGCUGAACUAAAAUAUACAGUAUGCCCUCUAGGAGACCAAAUGAAUUGGUCCUAUUUUAUCUCAAGCUCACCUCUUGAUUGGGUUCUAAUGAGAAAACCAUCAGAUUAUAGCUGGUGAGCUGUGGACGUCUUCAUGGUUACUAGUUUGUUGGUGAUUGAGACUAGCUGAGUUUCUGUUGUGUAUAUUCACAUUCAGCUGCAAAUAGAACAGAGUGUGUUCAUUGUGUAGUAAAGCAUGAGAGGCUGUGCGUUACAGUGAUUUUACUAUGGUAAAGGACUGUUUUUAGACACAAUGUGAAGCAGACCAGUGUUUCAAAGAAUACAAUGUUUAAAAUUUAAUGAAAGAAAUUUCUUAUAUUUACAAUAAAAACC
Molecule: messenger RNA, 18929 nt
Organism: Myxocyprinus asiaticus (Chinese sucker)
Lineage: Eukaryota; Metazoa; Chordata; Actinopteri; Cypriniformes; Catostomidae
Product: protocadherin Fat 3-like
Exons: 30
Coding region: 1-13803 (4600 amino acids)
Biological process (GO): homophilic cell-cell adhesion
Cellular component (GO): catenin complex; plasma membrane
Molecular function (GO): cadherin binding; calcium ion binding
Source: RefSeq, a predicted model, not a curated record